CGCGUCAAGCUAUCGGUGGCGUCGCGCGCACGCCACACUAAGUUAGAGGGUUUGGAAAUGCUAAAGCGCCACCUCACUGAUAUGCACACGCACACAAAGCAGACGGAUCCGCUCGCGAAGCUGGGACCUAUCUACUGAUCCUCCAGGUCUUAGUACAAAACACGGGAAUCUCGUCCACGGCAGGUCCUCUUUAUGGGAGCGGACACAAGGAUGGUUAUGUAAUGGGUCUUGGAGAAGUGCCCGGGAAACAUUCCCUUCACGUGGAAAGCAGAAUGAGCAGGUUUCUUUCAGCCGAGAAGAAGUUUGGUUUCGACCUGAAGCACAUCAGGAAAUAAGGAAUCACAGUUAUAAGGGGAUAAUAACAGAAUAUAGAGCAGCUGCAGAACAUUCUCACUGAUCAAGAGAGGGUAUUCUGGUUCGCACCUUUGGAUUGUACGUUUUUCGCCUGGCUGGCAGGAAAACAUUUUGGAGUACGUUAUUUGGAUCUUGUGAAAUAUCUUGAAUCUUUGGGAAAGCUAACGAAUUCCCCCAACAUAUCAGAGACGAACGCUUGCCCAUCAUGGAAAUUGAAAUGUUGAUGUUAUAAAGAUACAUUUAUGGUCAAAUGACCGUCUUCACGCGCUCUCUAAUCUAACGACCCUGGUAUAUCUAUGAGAUGGAAAAACGGGGACUCAACGGCGUCCUUUAUUAUUUAAUUCUUAACGCACCCUUGUUCUUCUGUGUAAAUGCUACGUUUACUGAAGUGCCCAAAGAUGUGAGUGUCAGUGAGGGAGAAGACGUUGAGAUGCCGUGCGCCUUUCGGGCCAUCGGAUCAUCGCCCUUCUCGCUUGAGAUCCAGUGGUGGUACCUAAAGGAGACGACACCUAAAGAACUUGCACACGAACUGCAAAUAAGCGCACCGGCGAACAGAGCCAAGGUCACUCAAAAGGAUGCCACAAAAAUAAGCACUGUGAGGGUGCAGGGCAGCGCCAUAUCUCACAGGCUUAGUCUCUCCAAGGUGCGAAAAGAGGACGAAGGGGUGUACGAGUGCCGGGUUUCCGACUUGUACUCCGACGAGACUCAGGAAUACAAGGUUCAAGCCACCCUCCGGGUGAUUCCGCGUGAUGGCAUGGUGGCCGAGGAGGCCGUGUCCCACAUUCAGAAUAGAUGGCCACUGAGGAACAGCAAGGACGCGGUGGCCGGGGGGCGGGCUACCUCUGAGCCGGGUCAGGGAAAGCCUCGUGUGCCUCCUCCAGCGGGAAAUGGCCCCCUCCCCUCCAGCACGAUGACCACCGCCUCUGCAGCAAAGUCCUCAGCUUCGCCAAGGCCCGGCAAUGCGGCCAUCCUCCGGCAGCAGCACGGAGCUGGUUCUGGAGCCAUUACCACCACUGACCCGUUCCUCUUCAUCACUCUCCUGAUCCUGCAUAAGCUCCUCCCCUUCCUGUUUACCCAAUAAGAGACUUCAACCAAACGACGACCCGAAAGUUUUCACUUUAUGUACCAAACAACGAAAGGGAAAUAUAUAUAUAUAGAUGUAUACCGUUACGGCACAUCACUGAGGGUGAGGAAACGAAUGGCAAAGAGAAGAGAAGAAAGGACUGACGAUAUAAGGACUGAAUGAAAGAGAAGGAGGAGACGUGGUCUUCUGACUGGGACUAAUGGGGGACACGUCUAAGAACUGAAUGUAUAUGAAUUGUGUGAGAAGCAUGAAACAAGGAAUCUAUGUGAAUAAGAACUUCACAGCAACGUCGUACACACAACCAACAUCCACUAAACGCUGCAUCCUGUUUCCAAAUAGUAUCUGCCGUGCUUCAUGCAUGGCUGUUCUUAUUUAUUUUCGGGUGGAUAUCUUUGGAUGUUUUAUUUUCUAUUUGUAUUAUAUUUUCAGUUCAAUGGGAUUUUUAUUUGGAUUUCAUUUUUCAGGAUUUUGAAAUUAUUUUGAUCAUAUCUGCUUCUGGACGAUUCUUUUUUUUUGUAUUCGAAAAGAGAUCCGCUCCUCAUGUUUGUUUAGGUUGAUUUGCAUGAGCUGUUGAGCAGAAACCCAUCAUGUCUUUUCGCAGACGUCAAAGAUGGGGCUUUUUUUUUAAAUGUUCGGUUCAUUCACGGAGACUGUGAGUCUGUGUCGUUCUGUUGCCCCUCUCUCUCUCUUCCGCUCUCUCUCUCUCUCUUAUGAUUUCUCCAAAGCGUUGUUUCAUGAUGUAUACAAAUAUGACCUUAUAUAUUUUGAUUAAAUAAGGCCCACAUUACCAUAGUUGUUGUUAGUCACCUUCAAUAAUGUUUAUUUUUUAUUAAAGAUAUGGUGGUCAAAGUUAAGACAUUCAUUUAUAAAUACAAAACAAACAAAAAGACGUAUUGGUAUGUUGCCAAAACCAGUUGAAAUAAAAGUUGUUGUUUUUUUUCUCAAUAAAAAUUGACAUCAAAGGCCUUACAUGUGAACAUUAAAUCUAUGAAGCUUUCUUUGACCCUACAGGAAACCAUGUCUCAGUGCUCCCUAAAGUAUAUGGUUGACCCAUAUCAUGAGAUGAAUCUUUCCCGUGAACUAGAAGUGAAUUAGGUAUGUAGGUCACUGUCCAGACUGAUCUUUCUUGCCAGUGUGUGCUCCACAAGCGCUAAUAAUAAUGUGUAAUGAAGCCCCUGUGUGCAUCCCUGUCCGUGUGUACCUCUCCAAAGUCAGUUGCAGUGCCAGUGUCUUAGCUCCAUUGAAUCCAUGGGAGAUAUGUGACAGCUGAGCAGCUGUUGAUACUGGCAAAGCAGACGUGAAAGGUACCACUUGAGCGCCCACGUUGUCGACUGAGGGUCGCAACGCAGUCCCCUGGGAGUGGUGAGCUGUGAUGAAGUCUUUCCGGCAGGAUAGGCACACAUUCAGUGGAAGAAUUCUCGCUCGUGUAAGCAUGUCUAACUAACAAAAAACCCCCAAAAAAGGAGUCACAUGUGCAUCCCAGGGAAGAGCAACGGAAACUCCCUACCUAGUCUCCUCUCCGUUGUCUGUUUCCCUUUCAUCGUUUAUCAGUUUACCACAUUACUAUUGGUGGAGAAUGGGAAGACUGGUUCCACUUUGAACUUUAGUUUGGCUCCAGACAAUCCUUUGGUCUCAAUAGAUGUCUAGCAGACAUGAUAUAAAACACAAACAGAGCUCCCAUUGCAAGUGUUGAAUGCCAACGUCUUCUGACAUUUGGUAGGUUAUUAUCUUUCCCUUAUUAAACUAUUGUUUUGAUUCACUCUUGUGUACGGACUGCAUUUGUCCCAAAAAGUGAAUAUCGCCACUAAAUAAUACACAGGUCAGAUAGGCAAAAGCUAACAGCAGCAAAACGGCAGCAACAUUAAAACAUGUUCGGUUAUGUUUCAGUUUGCCCACCAAAUGAAUGAGUGUUUGACAAGGGAUUUAAGUGCGUUACACAACAUCCGACAAGACCCUGAGUGCUCUCUAUGCCCCGUAAAUCAUUUCCUGUCAAAUUCGCAGCCCCGUUCCCGCUUUUGUCUCCUCCUCGCCCUCUAAAAGCCCAUUCUUCUAACCAAUGACUGAGCUGGACAAUGACAUCCAGGGCAUUGGACGCGUAUUAGGAAGUUUCGCCACAUCUCGUUUGCAUAAUAUAUUAGCGAGUUCUGUAGGGCGAGGCAGGCAGUCAACAAAGAGCCCAAUGGUGAUUCCUCGUCAGUGUUGGGUUCAUUCUGGCGCACGCCCCUCCUCCGCCCGUUAUGGACGGGCCAAAUUAAAGGGACAAGGCCGAGUAAGGCAGACACUGUCCUGCUCUGUGGGACUGUGGAAAUACAACUGCUGCAUAGAGAAAGGCACAUGGCAAAUACGGAUGAGCAUAUUCUCAAAUCAAGCGAUUUUCGCUGAAAAUACUUAUCGGGGAACGUUAUGAGCCUGCUAACAAGCUGUUUCUGCCUUAUUUCGGCCGGCCUUAGAAUGCACUUGACUCAGUAGCGGUGCCUUCAGACCUUCUCUCCCUUGUUCGAUUGGAGCGCCACAUCAAGUCAAAAUCAAUUCAAACUUUGUUUGUCACAUGCGCCAGAUACAACAAGUGCCGACUUUGCCGUGAAAUGCUUUACCUUACAAGCCCUUAACCAACAGUGCAGUUCAAGAAGAAGAAAAUACUUACCAAGUAGGCUAAAAUAAAAAGUAAUAAUAAAAAGUAACACAAUAAGGAUAACAAUAGCGAGGCGAUAUACAGGGGGUAGUCUAUAUAUACUAGGUGGGGUCAAUAUAUAAUUUGCUGCGUUUACUGGGUACCUCUUCUACCGAGAGGUAGAAGUAUUACCUUCAUCAUAAUCCAGAACAGUCAAACAUAGAAAAUGAAAUGCAGUAUAAACAUUUCCAUUUUCAGUAUUGGGCCAUGAGAUAACAUUUAUGGUCAGGGUGAGAACACAUAACUAAUAUCCUGUGGUGUGAGAGUAAGGUCAAAUUCAAAAGCCGUUACAAGGAGCAGCUAGAAAAACAAUUCGCCACCAACAACUGUUCGUCUGACUGGAAGGUUCUCCAACAAAUAAAAUACCCCUCAGGCACCAGGCGACCCCCCCCCCCCCACUACCAAACCAGCUGAACUAGUUCUACUGUUGUUUUGAAACAGAAAGGCCCCUCUACCAUCUAGCCCCUCAGCUGACAACACCCUCAGCCAUCAGGAGCCCCCCCCCACCCUGCCCCCAUCCUAUCUUGUAUUAUCCAAAUGCUAAAAUAUGUAUUAGAUUCUGCUGAGCCAUUUACUUUAUGUUCCUAUUCUGAUCUUGUAUUAUUUAUUUUUGUUGUUGCAUUGUCGAGAAGAAACCAGCAAGUAAGCAUUUCAUUGGACGGUGUAUACCAUGUGUAUCCCAUACAUACGACAAAUACAACAUCAAACUUAAAACCAUCUACUUCCUAUCCCGACCCCCAUCCUGACUACUCUCUCCCCUGCCACCCUCCCUCAUUGCUUCACACCCCCCCCCUCCUUCCCUCCCCUCCUCUCUUCCACCCCCCCUCCUCCCUCCCCCAGGUCUGUGGACAGUGCCGUCAACAUGGGCCUUCCCUACAUCCACCAACACCUCGACAACCCAAGGACAUGCGUGAGGAUUUUGUUUGUGGACUUUAGCUCUGCCUUCAACACAAUCAUUCAGGACCUGCUACAGCACAAACUCAACCAGCUCAACAGCACAUUAGGUGGGAAAACAUCUUUCACUCCUUAUCUCUCAGUGUGGGGGUGCCGCAGGGUUGCGUGCUCUCGCCCUCAUCUACUCACUCUAUACCAAUGACUGCGCCUCCAGCGACUCAAUGUCAAACUACUCUAGUUUUCUGACACCCCCCCCCCCGGGUCGGUCUCAUCUGUGACGGUGUACUAUAUCACCAAGUACCGUGGAGAGGUUGACUGCCUGGUGCAGUCGCCACAACCUAGAACUAAACACAGUCAAAACCCUGGAGAUGGAGGUUGACUACAGGAGAUUACCCCCACCAUCUCUCCCCCUAGAGAUUAAUGGCUCAGCCGUCAGCAGGGCCAAGUCAUUCAAAUUCCAGAGGACCAUCAUCUCCUACGACCUCAAGUGAGAGGACAACAUCACGGCGGCCACCGAGAAGGCGUACUAUCUGCGCCUGCUGAAGAAACUCAACCUCUCUCCAACAAUUCUGGUUCGGUUCUACACAGCCAGUCGAUCCUCACCUCUUCUAUCACCGAAUGGUUUGGGUCUGCGUCUGCCCCCUGCAAGGGCAAACUGCAGUGCAUCGUCUGGUCUGCGGAGAAGGUCAUCGGCUAUCACCCGCCUCCUUCAAGGACCGGCACAUCUACAGGACAAAGAAACGUGUAGGAAAGAUCAUGGCCGACCCUGCCCACCCCAGACACCCCAUCUUUCAGCCAAUCUGACCAAAACCACCUGAACAGUUUCUUCCCUCAUGCUGUAUUUCUCAUCAACCCGCCAUCGGGCUCAUGGGGAUUAAGUGACUGCCUCAAACACUAACCUGCACUAUACUACAUUGGCACUAGGUACACCUCCACACAGCACUGUAUAUUUUUGUCACAGCAGAAUCCCUUCCCCUGGAUACAUAAUGUGCCCACUUUGUCAAUUGUGCAUUCCCACUGUAAUCAGUCUAUACUCUAGAGUUGUAUGUUUUAUGGUUAUGGUUAUUCAAUAUUCUGUAUGAUGUCUUGUGUCUGUAUUCUGUUUGUACUGUAUAUUGUCUAUUGCUGGCAGCACCUUCUUACCAAGGCAAAUUCCAGGUAUGUG
Molecule: messenger RNA, 6168 nt
Organism: Oncorhynchus gorbuscha (pink salmon)
Lineage: Eukaryota; Metazoa; Chordata; Actinopteri; Salmoniformes; Salmonidae
Product: V-set and transmembrane domain-containing protein 2B-like
Exons: 5
Coding region: 656-1435 (259 amino acids)
Source: RefSeq, a predicted model, not a curated record